AUGUCUCAAUGGGCCUUUAAAGCUCCUGGGGAAGAUGCUCUCGUAUAUGUGGGCCGAGUAGCCCCAGGAGACGGAGAAGGUCCAGUUAGUCAACCUGUUGUGGCAAAUAGUUUGCUGGAGGAGGCGGGACUGCCCGGCGCCAGCUGCCUUCAUGAGGUGGCGUGUGGACAGGUGGCGGUCCAUGUUGGGGAAGAUGGGGCCCACCUUGUCAAAGUGGUUAGCACCAAUGUCAGCAAUACAGGCCCUGGUGGUGUUAUCAGCGGAGUUCAAAAACACGUACCUCUUGAGACAACUUGCCAUGUCCCGAGCCAGGGCUUUCGCCAGCUUUCGGCUCAGAAUUAUCCCACCCCCACCAAAAGCCUGGUCGAACAAAAACAGAUAAUUCGACACUAUACUCUCCGAAUUCCCACCGAGAUAGUAAUACCUCUCGUGGUCGUACUUACUAAGCACGUCGACCAUAUUGUCAACGAAGAAAAUCGAGUCAUCAUCCCCCAUCACCACCCAUCUGAAAUCGGAGGGAAAGUAUCGGCGGGCCAGGGCAGGAGGUUGGGCCCCGGGGGUUUGUCGAGGAAGAGGAAGCCACAGGUGGAGUUGGGCCGCCACCAUGACUCGAUGUACCAUUUUCGGUUGGGCCAGGCCUUUUCGGAGGCGAGCAAGCCGAACACGAGGUGGCUGAGAUUGGUCGGCAUAGUUUUGGGGCGGCCUGUUGGGGAGAAUUGGAAAGGUAGGGAGAUGAGGUUGUUGUUUGGGUAUGAAAUGGUGAUGAAGCCAAGGGCAGUACCCUUGUUGUCAUUUAUUGGAGGCUAG
Molecule: messenger RNA, 807 nt
Organism: Striga asiatica
Lineage: Eukaryota; Viridiplantae; Streptophyta; Magnoliopsida; Lamiales; Orobanchaceae
Source: the annotation of a GenBank genome assembly